This is a messenger RNA of Amphiprion ocellaris (clown anemonefish), 2987 nucleotides long. Its product is annotated as zinc finger protein 184-like. The record is from RefSeq and is a predicted model, not a curated record. The coding region runs from base 220 to 1662 and encodes 480 amino acids. Gene Ontology annotation, biological process: regulation of transcription by RNA polymerase II. Gene Ontology annotation, molecular function: RNA polymerase II cis-regulatory region sequence-specific DNA binding; DNA-binding transcription factor activity. The transcript is spliced from 3 exons. NCBI's taxonomy places the organism in Eukaryota, Metazoa, Chordata, Actinopteri, Pomacentridae.
UAUGUUUUGUCAAUAAAAUAAACUUGAAUUUCUCAGUUUGUCUUUUUCAAUUUGCUUUACACUUUGGUGCAGUUCAUCUUCGGCACCGGCAGGCGUCACAUGCCGUCAGCGGAAGUGAAACCUUUCCCUCGACUUCUAAACAGGCAGCAUCACCACAAAGCAUCCGUGAGACGAACGCAUUUAUCCAACGGGAGUUUGUAAUUUUACAGCCAUUGCGCUAUGAAACCGCAGCUGUUUGGUACCAAAACGCAUCCGUGCGUAACGGACGCAGCGUCUUUUCAGGAAGAGCUGGUCGCCGCGAUCCACGGCGCAUUUGAAGUGGCCGUCGAGGUCGCAGUUCGGGAGGUGAAGCAGCUCGUAGGUCAGGCAACGAACGACAUGUACGAAGAGCUGCACCGAGAGAACGAGUCCCUGAAACAAAGGCUGCAGAGAGCCGAAGCGCUGCUGGACUCUGCGCGCACGGAACGAACAAGUGGCAGCUCUCCCCGUGCAAACCAACUCUGCAAUGGCACAAAGCGCACAGAACAGCCGGUCCACCCUGUUUGUAGGAGCCCAAAUCCUGCAGUCAGCAGCUGUCCGGAGGUCAGAGCUGACUCUCCUCCUCCUGUUGGUCACAGCGGCGCACAUCAGCCUCUGAACUCCCACCACAAACACAGGAGCAGAAAUGAACAGACAUCAAGCAGCGACGUGAGAAGUCACUGUGUCAAUGAUGCAGAGAAAGAACGAAAUGAUGGAUAUUCAAAAGAGGUCACUGAAGGCAUUUCCCACAUUUGUGCAGUGAAGCUAGAAAGUAUGAAUCCAACAUGUCAAGAACCAGGAGUUCAUAACUGCAACUCACCACCACUUCCCAGCAUUAACAGCAAGUCCACAUUGGAGCAGGUUACUGUGAAGCAGGAAAACUCAGAAGACGAGAGGAAUGGUUCAUCUUGCUGCUUGGACUCGAUUAAAGUGGAGGAUUUUAGUUUGGAGUGUAUAUCUGCAGUCCAAUCCAAAAUGUUGGAGGAGUGGAAUCCAGAAGUCCUGGAUAUUCAAGACCCAAACACUCAGCUGUCCAACACUGGGCUGGAACAGGCUCACCCUCCAAACCUGACCACCAGCCUCAAUCCACCCACAGAUCUUCCAUCCCUCUCUUCAGAGUUCCCAAACAUCCUCCAGCUGGCAGAACCAGCUCCCGUACCAGAAGCUCCUCCACAGGUUUAUGGAAUCCACGUCCGGACCGGCUGCAGCCUCAGCCACACUGUCCCUGCCCUCUAUACCUGUAAGUCCUGCGGUCAGACCUUCCAUCUGCCCAGCUUGCUACGGCGGCACUAUGGCCAGUGCCAGCAGAGGCUACAACAGCGGUGCCCGCAACCCGUGGCAGGAAGCAAGAGGACCAGACUGCAGCUUUACCCGCCGGGCUGCAGCCCUUUCCGCUGCACCGAGUGCAACCGAGAGUUCAACCGCAUGGAGAAUCUCAAGACCCACCUUCGCAUCCAUACUGGCGAGAGGCCGUAUACCUGCUCGGUCUGCUCCAAGUGUUUCCGGCACUCGGGGGCGUUAACCAGACACUUCCGGAUCCACACUGGAGAGAAGCCUUACAUCUGUGGACAGUGUGGGAAAUCUUUCAGAAACUGCGGUGGGCUCAAAUUCCACCAGCGUUCUCACAGCAAGCAGCUACAGUAGAGUGGGACUUUAUUCAACGUGUAAACAGUUGAUUUAUGCAAUGCACACUAUGUUUACAUUUGCUAUUUUUCUAUUAAAAAUCAUUUAGGAGGGUUUUACAGUGAGUACAUGUGAAACUGUUGAACUGAAUAGUGUGAGCAGACAUCUGAUUAUCUUACCUGACAUACAGACUCGGGAUAACUUCAGGAAUCCAGUGUAAAAAAUGAGCAAUGCAGAAAACAACAUUCCCAAGGACAAGGAUGCAUUAUGAAUUUUCUGAGAUGUAUCAUCAUAUUGGGGUCACUCCUGUAGUACUAAUUCUAACUACUGUAAUAAUUUGUGUUGAGAUUGUAUUGAUUCACAAUGACUCGCCCAAAAAAGCAGCAUUUCAACCAAUCACAGGAACUGUGAAGUGUAUCACAUUGAGGCAAAAGCUGUCAAAAAUGAAGAGUUUCUUUGGUUUGAAUAAAUUUAUAUUGAAAACAAAUCUAAAUGCAACAUGUUUUUUUAAUUGCAUUUCAUCCAUUAUAGGUCCAGCAUGGGUGAUUAUAUAACUGUUGUUCCAACACUCAUCAUCUCUGCAACAGAAUGAAUUCAUGAAGAAAUCAAGUACGCACUAUACUGGGCCAAUAGAGAGUGGAGUCACUGACCAGAAAUCACAAGUCAGUAACAAGCCACACGUCUGUGAUCCAGAGAGUAAAUGAAGUUGCUGAUGCUGAUUGUGAAAUGUCCCACAUGUCCUGAAGGACUCAGUGUUGUCAGACACGUCAGUCCAGAUGGUCUACUGGACAUGCUCUCUGAAAGUAUUUCUCUAAUGACAAAUAGUGGAGUUGUAGACAUUUAAGUGCCUGGCUACAGCCCUAACUGACAAGUCAGCACCCCGUUCUGGUGUCUCUCUUGUAUCUGUAGCUUUGUGUCAUUCAAAUAAAGCUGCAUUUUAAGGAGGCCUCCAACAGUCACUGGUCAAAGGAGUGUCUGUGUGCUGUUAAUGCUAUAUGGUCAUAGUGCUUUAAAGCCACACCUGAUGAGGGUGUGGAUUAACUCAGUGAUCAAGAACUGAAAACAACUUGUUUUGCACAAAUGGCUAAAUUUAACCCUUUCCUAACCCCAACAAUACACAGAGACAAACACUUAUUUACAUGCUGCAUUUAUAUUUUGUUCAGUGUAAUUAGCUUCAUGUUAGCAGAAACAGUUUAAAUGCAGUAGCUAUGUGAUCACUGAGAGAACUGUUUUGAUUGUGACGUCUUUUAUUGACUUUUAUUGUAACUCUAAGUGCCAUUUUUUUGUACAUGUUUCAUGAUUGUUAUUAAAGUACGUCACUGGCUGGGCCAGGUUGUGUUUAUUCA